AUGUCGUCCGAUGAACAACCGCAGAAGGUGGUGGUCUCCUCCACCGGCCCGUCCAGCGCCGAGCCUGCCGAAUUGGCCGAUUCGACUGCCCCUUCUAUUCCCAUGUCGGCGCUGCUCUUCGGCAUCGGCAACUUCUUUUUCUUCCUCAUUACCUGUGGCGAUUAUACCGUCGUGAGCCUGUUCGCCUACCUGGCCCUCGCCCUUCUCUUCGUCGCUGGCGUCUACGCCAACGGCACCCUCCUGCGAGCCUACCUCAAGAAGGAGAAAUACGAGAACCCCUUCUCCGCCAAGCUCAAGAACCCUUUCGUGCUGGCUGAGGGCGACCUCAAGCCCCACGUCGACGCCUUCGUUGGCGUGGUCAACGACUUCCUCCACCUGACCAGGCACGCCAUCUACUUCACCGACACCGUCUUCUCCGUCAAGAUCGCUGUGAUCGUGUGGUUCAUCGCUAUCGUUGGUGGUGCCUUCUCUGGCAUCGUCCUCCUCUACGGCAUCUUCCUCGCCGCUUUCGUGUGGCCCAGGAUCUACCAGGAGAAGCAGGCCGACAUCGACCGUGUCUACGGCAUCGCCCUCGCUCACCUCAACCAGUACUACGACCUGGUGAUCUCCAAGCUCCCUCUGGGCAAGAAGAAGAAGGAAGAGUAA
Messenger RNA from Acanthamoeba castellanii str. Neff, 645 nucleotides. RefSeq names its product reticulon protein. The coding region runs from base 1 to 645 and encodes 214 amino acids. NCBI's taxonomy places the organism in Eukaryota, Discosea, Longamoebia, Acanthamoebidae. The record is from RefSeq and is a predicted model, not a curated record. The transcript has 6 exons.